Molecule: messenger RNA, 1791 nt
Organism: Thunnus maccoyii (southern bluefin tuna)
Lineage: Eukaryota; Metazoa; Chordata; Actinopteri; Scombriformes; Scombridae
Gene: kat8
Product: K(lysine) acetyltransferase 8
Exons: 11
Coding region: 110-1609 (499 amino acids)
Biological process (GO): regulation of DNA-templated transcription
Molecular function (GO): histone acetyltransferase activity
Source: RefSeq, a predicted model, not a curated record
ACCACCGACGCCAUCUUGGCAGUUUGUUGUUGAGGUUGAGGACCAGCCCCUCGCUGUAAUCUGCGCAGGGUCGCAGGGGCGUGCGGUUGUCUUCAAAACGACUGAGACCAUGACUGGCGGGACCGAGUUCCACAAGAGCUACAACAACAACAACAACAACAGCAAGGACUCCGAGUCCGGGAUGGACGUAGACAUGGAUUCGAGUCAUAUGGAAAGCGAGCGGGGAGAUCUGGACGGUAGUAUCCCGGCUGCGUGCUCCUCUAACGGCAGCGGCGGGGAGGAAGACGAGACGGAGGCCAUUGGACGCGCCAGAGAAGCCGGGGGCUGUAGUAGUCAGCACACCCCGGACCGAGGAGGGGUGCUCGGCUGCGGCAGGGAGCAAGAGGUGUCGGUAGAAAUCGGAGAGACGUAUUUAUGUCAACGGGCCGACAAGACAUGGCACACAGCAGAGGUUAUUCAGUCCAGACUGAAUGAGCAGGAGGGCAGAGAGGAGUUUUACGUUCAUUAUGUAGGAUUCAACAGACGGUUGGAUGAGUGGGUGGGUAAGGCCCGUCUGGCGCUCACCAAGACGGUGAAGGAUGCGGUGAGGAAGAGCACGGAGAUCGGAGGCGUCGGCGACCUGGGUGAACAGCCUGAGAGGAAGAUCACCCGCAACCAGAAGCGCAAACAUGACGAGAUCAACCACGUGCAGAAGACGUAUGCAGAGAUGGACCCGACAACAGCUGCCCUGGAGAAGGAACAUGAGGCGAUCACAAAAGUAAAAUACGUGGAUAAGAUCCAGAUAGGAAACUUUGAGAUCGAUGCCUGGUACUUCUCGCCGUUUCCUGAGGACUACGGCAAGCAGCCCAAGCUGUGGAUCUGCGAGUACUGUCUCAAAUACAUGAAGUACGAGAAAACCUUCAGGCAUCACCUGUCACACUGUCAGUGGAAGCAGCCUCCAGGCAAAGAGAUCUACAGAAGAAGCAACAUCUCCGUGUAUGAAGUGGACGGUCGGGACCACAAGAUCUACUGUCAGAAUCUCUGUCUACUAGCGAAGCUGUUUCUCGACCACAAGACGCUUUAUUUUGACGUGGAGCCCUUCAUCUUCUACAUCCUCACUGAAGUCAACAAACACGGGGCGCACAUCGUCGGCUACUUCUCCAAAGAGAAAGAGUCUCCAGAUGGGAAUAACGUGGCGUGUAUUCUCACGCUGCCGCCGUACCAGCGCAGAGGUUACGGAAAGUUCCUCAUAGCGUUCAGUUACGAGCUGUCGAAGCUGGAGAGCGCCGUCGGUUCUCCAGAGAAGCCUCUGUCUGAUCUGGGGAAGCUGAGUUACAGAAGCUACUGGUCCUGGGUCCUGCUGGAGAUCCUCAGAGACUUCAGAGGAACGUUGUCCAUCAAAGACCUCAGUCAGAUGACCAGCAUCACGCAGAGUGACAUCAUCAGCACGCUGCAGUCGCUCAACAUGGUGAAAUACUGGAAAGGUCAGCAUGUGAUCUGUGUGACGCCCAAACUGGUGGAGGAGCAUCUGAAGAGCGCCCAGUACAAGAAACCACCAAUCACAGUGGACACCAUGUGUUUGAAGUGGGCUCCUCCCAAAAACAAACAAGCCAAGUUGUCCAAGAAGUGAGAAGCGGAGCCACAGACGCCACAUCUGUCCCAUCAGUCAACCACUCCAGCUGUGUAUAUACUAUUUCCUCCUCAACCAGUAAAAUCCUGCUGUUAUUAAAACUUGUAUGUACAUAAAUAUUAGUAUCAUCUGUCAGUAUUUUCUUAAAAUAUAUAUUAAAAAAAAAAAGAUGUGUGUCCUGA